GCGGGGCUCGAAUGCGCGCGCCGCAGCCUCCCCCUCCAGGAGCGAAAGAGGCUCCAACUGUAGCUGGGGAAAGGCGGCAGCGGCGCGAGCCUGGGACCGGCAGCGCAGCAGUUCUCCGCCGGACACGGGCUGGUGUCAUUGUGCGGCCAGCGAAGCAGGCCGGGGCUGUCCAUCCCUCCCUGCGCAUCAGGGGCGUGUGCGAUCGGGCGCGGUGGUCGCUGUGGGUGUCCCUAGGGAGGCGGUGAAGCCGGAUUCUCCCUGAGCAGCCCGCAUGGCCCGCAGCGAGUGGUUGCACAGGAAAAAAUCAGAAGAUUUUCUGGAUGACUUCAUGAGGCUGUGUGUGUCUCGAAAAUGGUAGUUCCUGGGAGCGCUCCUGUCAUACAGCAGGACCAUGCCAUUGAACCUGACUUGGGGCGCGGCUCAACAGAGAAUUCUGCAAUGGGAUCUGAGACAGAACCAGGUACUGAUCAGGUGCACCCAGAGCUGGAGGAGGUGCGAAAGCUGCAGGAACUAGUGAGAAGACUUGAGAUCCAGAAUCAGCAGCUGAGAACUAGGAGCCACAGAAAUUUGCUAGGGACAAAUACACAAACAAACACGGGUGUAAAUAAUCAUAACUCAGGGCUCAAUGGAAUGGAAAUUAACAAUAGCAUCAACACUAUAACAGAGAAGCAAGAAUUACAGAUUAUGGCAGAUGUACAUGACAAACUAAGUAAAAUAAGAAGAGAGGUGAAAGAGAGCGACUGCUUAAAAAAAGAUGUGGAUAUACAAAUGCAUUAUAGCCUCCCUAGUAUUACUGAGAAAGUGUCUCCCAACUCAAAAUAUAUGAAUGAUGCAGAAAUGCAGAAUGAUGUUAAUGUCAGCUGUUCUUCAAGUCUGGAUAGGAGUAGCAGCACAGAACUCGUGGAAGACUUAAUCACUAUAGGUAUUCAUCCAUCUGUAAAAAUGAGUGAACAGAAUCUAAAUGAAGAGAGUGGAGAUUUAGAAAGCUUCUUGAAUGAUACUGCUUUGGAUGAAGUGGAAGUGCUAGAAUUUGGGAACUACAGUGAUGAAGAGGACAGCUGGCUGUAUGUCUCUCCAAGAAAAUCUACUGCAGAUCAGAAAACAGAGUCUCCUUUAAAAUGGUGUCGACAGGUGUUGGAUAACCCAAGUGCUGAGACAGAAGUAGCCUGCCGAACCCUUAUAAAUAGACUUGACCAAGCCGGUAGGUGGAAAAACCUGUAUUGCAGUCCAUUGGCAUCACCAAGUGCACAUAACUUGAAUACAGAGACAAGCUCCUGUAGCAAUGCACUAAACUCUCCUGGGCACCUCAAAUCAACUAACAAACCACUACUAACAUGUGGCAGCUCAGGUUACUUGAGCAUGCAUUCUGCACUGAGCUCUCAGUCCUCUGUAGAUAGUGAGCUGAGUACAUCUGAUGACUCCAUCUCUAUGGGAUACAAGCUGCAGGACUUGACUGAUGUCCAGGUUAUGGCACGCCUACAGGAAGAAAGUCUCCGCCAGGACUAUGCUUCAAGUUCUGCUUCAGUGUCCCGUCGCAGUUCCAGUGCUUCCCUUCACUCUCUGAGGAGAGGCACCUAUAGUGACCAGGAGUUUGAUACAUAUAGUCUGGAGGAUGAGGAUGAUUAUGAUUGUUCGCUAUCCUAUCGUAGUGCUCACAGGUACUCGCCAUCUCCUCUCAGCUCCCCCCGUUGCCAGUCUCCUUCUUCAGGUGCAGAUUACAGCAGGACAACAAUCUCUCGAAUUCGACCCCCAAGGAGAGCUGUGCAGAGUCCAAUGCAAGACCCACUAAAAUACACAAAUAACGAAGAGGAAAUGCGCCACAGCAUGCCUAACCUGGCUAGGACAAGCCUUCGAUCACUGGAAUCUGUAAGAAGCAGUCGGAGUCUGGAAUCAGAUUUGCAGGUGCCCAGCAGCCGACUUUCCAGAAUUCAGCAACCAUCAACAAUCUUCACAGACAAGAUCAGCUCCCAAACUGCUGCACUGGGUAGCACAGUAUGGGGAGGAGGUCUGACUCCCAGUAAACUCAGAUAUUCCUCUAGUGCUGGCCAGUCUCCCUUAACAGUCCGACAGCCAAUGAAAGCAGGGUCAUGCACAAACUCUCUGUUGACACCAAGGCAGCCACUAAAAGCUUCCAGUUACACCAAUCCUGCAAGUGGAGUCCGAAAGCCACAGUCUUCAACUCUCAGUCCAGGAUCUUCUAGUAGCAGUUCUUCUACUACAAGAAGCAAUAGUAUGGCCACUGGAGCCAAAAAUUCACCUGUUAAAGCACGAACAUCUGUUGGAGGAACUUCUACUCCGAAGAGCAAGCUGAUACAGCCAUCCAAGAGAUUUCCUCAGUCAGCGAAGACCAGUCAGACAACUGCUGAUGAUUCCUGGAAGGAUGGGUGUUACUAAGCCAACUCAAAGAAGCUGAUAAACUGUCAAACAGCUGUAUGAAGCAUACCCCCAGCUGGCUGGGCAUGAGAACAUUAUUUUAAAAUAUGCCUUGCCCCAGACUUAUCACAUGGGACUGUUUCCCUAUCUUUUGAAUGCAAAUUACCCCCUUCCCUUCAUUUAUUUUGCAAAGAGUUUGGUCUCUUACUAGUAGAAAUAGACAGCUUUUUCUUUACUGUAUUCCUACUGUUCAGAAUAUACUACUGAAGUCUGAAAAACAUCGGAUGAAGACUGGUUGAUGCUGACCUGUGUAUCUCUAGUACAACUAUCUACCAGAUCAGCAGUGUGUUGUUGGAAGAGAUGUUGACUUAGAUACAAUAUGAUCUGUUCAUGGGAAAAUGUGCUUGGAAGGGUAUAGAUGGUAAUGUCUGUGCCAUCAAGAAAUUUUAACCCACUGUGCUUCCUUGUUGCUAAGCAGUGGUUUGGAGAUUAGAAAAAUAGUUGUAUAGAUGUUAGAAGAUGAGGUUUGAUUGUGUUUUUUAAAUUCACCUGGUGUAAUUAACUUUUGCCUGAAGUAAGUUCAAAGUUUUUUUUACUUGUUCCUGUAUAGAAUGUUUCUUCUCCGCAACUUUCUAUUAAUGUUUGUUCUAGAAGAUGAAGCAGCUUUUUAUAACUUAGUAGUAUGGUUCAAAAAGACAUUUGUAUUAGUGUGCGCAUCACUACAUGUAAGUUCACAAAUGAAGGAGCAGUACACAAUAUUUGUGUGGGUUUAUGAACAGGCAGUCACAUUUCAGUAGUUGCUACUUAAAAACUGUCAAAUUUCAGUAUUUGCUGUGUUCCAUAACUUCUCUAGGAAAUACCAAACCUUGGUAAGCUGAACUACUACAGGUGAGUCUGGUUCUGAAUGGCCUCCUGUUGUAUAGUGGAGAGAAGCUAUUGCACCUGAAGUGAUUCCCUCCAUGAUCUACUUUACCCAUUCAGUAACAAUUGCCCUUUUACUGGUUUUGUAUUAAAAAAAACUUUUCUACUGCAUUUUUUCAUAUGAAGGAAUCUGUUCAAAAUGAGUCCCCAUCCUCGGCAAACUAUGGAGGCCCCUCAUUCAAUCAUAUUUUCUGAAAUAUGCACUGGUAAUAGAACUCAGUGAUGUUUUCCCUGCCAUCAAUGUGAUUUGAUAGUGUAGUUUAAUAAAAAAUGUUAAGUUGCUGAAACUA
Messenger RNA from Gopherus flavomarginatus (Mexican gopher tortoise), 3584 nucleotides. Its product is annotated as SLAIN motif-containing protein-like. Gene Ontology annotation, biological process: positive regulation of microtubule polymerization; cytoplasmic microtubule organization; microtubule nucleation. Gene Ontology annotation, cellular component: microtubule plus-end. NCBI's taxonomy places the organism in Eukaryota, Metazoa, Chordata, Testudines, Testudinidae. The record is from RefSeq and is a predicted model, not a curated record. The transcript is spliced from 12 exons. Bases 352 to 2394 code for a protein of 680 amino acids.